AUGGACUUCCAGGUCAGAAAAUGGUUUCCUAGAAGCUCGGUCAAGAGCGCCUCGCCUCCCAUCUCCCGCGUGGACUCUACAAAGUCGAGCAAUUCAAAAUGGACCAUGACCACCACCACCACCACCACCAGCACAGUCCAGGAAGACGCCCCUUCCGAGGACGUCGCCCUCUCCCUUCAUCCGCUCGCCUCCAAGGACGGCCUCAUCGCCAAGAUCACGCCGCCGACGCAGCCCACUGAGCCCACCGACCACGUGCCGUGCGAUAUCGUCCUGGUCAUCGACGUGUCGGGCAGCAUGGGCUGCAACGCCCCAGUGCCCGCAAACCCGGGCGAGAAGGCGGAGAACUACGGCCUGUCGGUGCUCGACCUCGUCAAGCACGCCGCGCGCACCGUCCUCGAGACCCUCAACGACGGGGACAGGCUCGGCAUCGUGACAUUCGCGUCCAAGGCCAAGGUCUUGCAGAAGCUGACCCCCAUGGACGCGAAGAACAAGGCGCUCGCCGAGAAGAUCAUCAACGGCAUGAGACCCGACGACGCGACGAACCUGUGGCACGGCCUGCUUGAGGGCAUAAAGUUGUUCAACACGUGCGGCGAGAUGAACAUGGGGCGGGUCCCGGCCAUGAUGGUCCUGACGGACGGAAUGCCGAACCACAUGUGCCCGAAUCAGGGCUACGUGCCCAAGCUGCGUGGAAUGGAGCAGCUGUCCGCAUCGAUUCACACGUUCGGCUUUGGGUAUUCCCUCAGAUCGGGUCUUUUGAAGUCCAUUGCCGAGAUCGGCGGCGGCAACUAUUCCUUCAUACCCGAUGCCGGCAUGAUUGGAACCGUCUUCGUCCACGCGGUGGCCAACUUGCAAGCGACCUAUGCCGUCAAUGCCACCUUGCGCUUCAGCUACCCCGCCUCCGUCCAUCUGGACGAGAUCAGCGGCGACUCCGUUGUUAGGCAAGAGGCGGUCACUCUGGCCGAGGAGGACGGUGAGCAGAAGCAGCUCUCGAUAUCUCUCGGCAACGUCCAGUACGGCCAAUCACGCGACAUCUUCCUCGAGGUCACAACCUCCAAGGACCUUGUGCCGGAGAACUCAACCAUCAGGGCAGUGCUCGAGUACUCCCGGAUGACCAGCAACACCAAGGUCUCUCCCCAGCUUCUGGAACAGCUCCGAGACCUCAUCGCAAACCUUCCCGCCAACAGCUUCCCCUCCGACCCCCAGAACAGAUCCCUCGUCGAGGACCUCGCUGGCGAGCAGCCAAAGGGGCAGGUCACCCUCGCCCUGUCGAGCCCCGAGUACUACAGCAAAUGGGGCGUCCACUACCUCCCCUCGCUCCUCAACGCGCACGCCCGCCAGGUCUGCAACACGUUCAAGGACCCCGGCCCGCUCCGCUACGGCGCCGACAGCCCCCUCUUCGUGGCGUGCCGGAACCGGCUGGACGCGGCCUUCGACAACCUGCCCGCGCCGACGCCCUCGAACCAGCACAUGGCGACCCACCGCGGGCGCGUCAAGAUGAGCUCGUACAACAGCUCCUCCGGCGUCUGCUUCGCCUCCUCGACCCCCGUCCAGCUGGCCUCGGGCCGCACGGUUCCCAUCAAGGCGCUCCGGCGGGGCGCAGCGGUGCGCACGCCGAGCGGCCCGCGCCGCGUCGUCGCCGUGCUCAAGACGCCGGUGCGGAGGGAGGUCAUGUGCCGCGUUGGCGACCUCGUCGUCACGCCCUGGCACCCGCUCUCGCUGGACGGCGGCAAGACCUGGGCGUUCCCCGCGAGCGUGGCGGACCGCCGCUCGGUGCGGUACACGGGGUGCGUCUACUCCGUCCUGCUGCAGCCGGACCGGGACGCCGCCGCGCACGCGCUGAGCGUCGCCGGCGUCUGGGGCGUCACGCUCGGCCACGGGCUCGUUUCCGGGCGGGACGCGCGGGCGCACGCCUUCUUUGGCGACUACAAGAAGGUGGCCGGGGAUCUGAGAGCAGUAGGCGUGGGGAGGAACGGCGUGGUCGUCGGCCGAGGUGUGGUCAGGAACCCGGGCACUGGUCUGGUUCGCGGCUUCAGGGCGCACGGAAAACGGUCUGUUUUUUCGAGCAGGAAGAACAAGGUCAACUGCUCUGCUGUCUAG
This is a messenger RNA of Colletotrichum graminicola M1.001, 2097 nucleotides long. Its product is annotated as von Willebrand factor type A domain-containing protein. Bases 1 to 2097 code for a protein of 698 amino acids. The transcript has 4 exons. Lineage: Eukaryota; Fungi; Ascomycota; Sordariomycetes; Glomerellales; Glomerellaceae. The record is from RefSeq and is a predicted model, not a curated record.